Budorcas taxicolor (takin) is the source of this 2420-nucleotide messenger RNA. RefSeq names its product phosphoribosylaminoimidazole carboxylase and phosphoribosylaminoimidazolesuccinocarboxamide synthase (gene PAICS). Gene Ontology annotation, molecular function: phosphoribosylaminoimidazolesuccinocarboxamide synthase activity. Gene Ontology annotation, biological process: 'de novo' IMP biosynthetic process. The record is from RefSeq and is a predicted model, not a curated record. NCBI's taxonomy places the organism in Eukaryota, Metazoa, Chordata, Mammalia, Artiodactyla, Bovidae. The transcript is spliced from 13 exons. Bases 1 to 2346 code for a protein of 781 amino acids.
AUGGAGAGUGGAGCAGGAAAGCACUGGACUGAGGAAGAGGUUAAAGCUUUGCUAAGUGUCUGGGCAGAAAAAAAUAUACGAAAACAACUUUAUGGAACACUGAGAAAUAAAGGAAUAUUUAUUUACAUUGCUAAAAGGCUGCGAGCACUAGGAGUAUACAGAGAUUGGAAACAGUGCCGGGCAAAGUACAAAAAUCUCAAAUAUGAAUACAGAACAGUUAAAUAUGCCCACAACUCUGGAGACAGCUCUAAAACUAUGAAGUUCUUCCAUGAUUUGGAUGCCAUCCUGCAGUAUGAAUCUGCCACACCAUUAACAGAGGAAGAUGCAAAUGACAGGUGCCUGGCAACGCUGAGCCCAAGUACAGCCUCAGUGACCACCGAAGGUGACUCUACAGCAAUAAUGGAACCCCCUAAUAAUCCAGCUGUCAUUCCAACUGUAGCAAAUGAAGGAGGAAAACACUGGACUGUACCAGAAGUCAGGGCUCUAAUAGGCAUCUGGUCUGAUCAAGGAAUACAACAACAACUAGAGGGAACAAUGAGAAAUAAAAGGAUAUUUGAACAAAUUGCUGCCAAGCUUCAGAAACUUGGAAUUGAGAGAGAUUGGAAGCAGUGCCGAACGAAGUACAAAAACUUAAAGCAUGAAUACAAGAUUGUAACAACGGCUAGAGACCUAGGCAUGGCUAAAAGCAUGAAAUUUUUUACUGAGUUGGAUGCUAUUCUAGGAGACAAGAAAACAGAAAACUCACAACAGGAAUCCCAAGAUGAAGAACAAGCCACAGGAUGUGCCCAUGUAAAGAUGGAAGAGGAUCAGACAGAAUUAUUUGAAAAUCAUACCAAAAACCCAAGAACUUUGAGCAUCAAGAGAAAAGCACUUGAAGAUGAACCAGCAUCUGUAUCUCUUAAGAAAACUGCUUCUGAGAUGGCUGCAAAUCAGUUUCCUCAAAGAACAACAGAGCCAAAAGAUUCUUCAGAAUAUUUUUGCAGUCAGGAGACUCCCUACGUGACCCAACUUCAUCAGAGUCCUGCGUCUCUUCCCAACGCGGCCGAAACCCCCAGACCACUCCGGACAAUGGCGGCAGUCGAAGUACUGAAGAUUGGUAAGAAACUCUAUGAGGGUAAAACAAAAGAAGUCUAUGAAUUGUUGGAUAGUCCAGGAAGAGUCCUCCUGCAGUCCAAGGACCAGAUUACAGCAGGAAAUGCAGCCAGAAAGAAUCACCUUGAAGGAAAAGCUGCAAUCUCAAAUAAAAUUACCAGCUGUAUUUUUCAGUUGUUACAGGAAGCAGGUAUCAAAACUGCUUUCACCAGAAAAUGUGGGGAGACAGCUUUCAUUGCACCUAAGUGUGAAAUGAUUCCAAUUGAAUGGGUUUGUAGAAGAAUAGCAACUGGUUCUUUUCUCAAAAGAAAUCCUGGUGUUAAGGAAGGAUAUAAGUUCUACCCACCUAAAGUGGAGAUGUUUUUUAAGGAUGAUGCCAAUAAUGAUCCUCAGUGGUCUGAGGAACAGCUAAUUGCUGCAAAUUUUUGCUUUGCUGGACUUGUUAUAGGACAAACUGAAGUGGAUAUCAUGCGUCAUGCCACACAGGCUAUUUUUGAAAUACUGGAGAAAUCCUGGUUGCCCCAGAACUGUACACUAGUUGAUAUGAAGAUUGAAUUUGGUGUUGAUGUAACCACCAGAGAAAUCGUUCUUGCUGAUGUUAUUGAUAAUGAUUCCUGGAGACUCUGGCCAUCAGGAGAUCGAAGCCAGCAAAAAGACAAACAGUCAUAUCGUGAUCUCAAGGAAGUAACUCCUGAAGGGCUACAGAUGGUAAAGAAAAAUUUUGAGUGGGUAGCAGAAAGAAUAGAGUUGCUUCUGAAACCAGAAAGUCAGUGCAGGGUUAUAGUAUUGAUGGGCUCAACCUCUGAUCUUAGUCACUGUGAAAAAAUUAAGAAGGCUUGUGGAACUUUUGGCAUUCCAUGUGAACUUAGGGUCACCUCUGCCCAUAAAGGACCAGAUGAAACUCUGAGGAUUAAAGCUGAGUAUGAAGGGGAUGGCAUUCCUACUGUAUUUGUGGCAGUGGCAGGCAGAAGCAAUGGUUUAGGGCCGGUGUUGUCUGGUAACACUGCAUAUCCAGUUAUCAGCUGUCCUCCUCUCACUCCAGACUGGGGAGCUCAGGAUGUGUGGUCUUCUCUUCGAUUACCCAGUGGUCUUGGCUGUUCGACCAUCCUUUCUCCAGAAGGAUCAGCUCAGUUUGCUGCUCAGAUAUUUGGAUUAAAUAACCAUUUGAUCUGGGCCCGACUGCGAGCAAGUGUAUUAAAUACAUGGAUUUCCUUGAAGCAGGCUGACAAGAAAAUCAGAGAGGCCAAUUUAUAAGAAAGAAUAUCACUGCAUUUUUUUAGGAGGAAAACUAUAAUUUUCUAGUUUAGCUGCCCCCCCCCCCAAAUCAA